CACGACCCCUGGCUCACUCUGAGCAGCCCCAGUUGGUUAAAUGAGGUUGCUGCCUUGGAGGGAAGGAGUUGCUCUGAAGAUAAUGCCUGGCUUUGUCAGCAGAUGGUCACCAAGCCAUCCUUUCCUUCUCUGACUGGGAUUUUCAAUGGCUGCAAGAAGAGUUUGCUCUCCCCUCCUUCACUUGUGAUGUCUCUCUCCGUGGAUAUGUACUUUUCCUGAAACACACUUAUGGGAGAGAAGAAUGGGCAUCAGCUGGGCCACACGUCAUGAGGUGAGUGUCGUGCCUGCUGAACCUCCUCAGACCCACUAGCCAUGCCAGGGAUUGUAGUGUUCCGCCGUCGCUGGUCUGUAGGCAGCGAUGACCUCGUUUUGCCAGCCGUCUUCCUUUUCCUCCUUCAUACCACCUGGUUUGUGAUCCUCUCUGUGGUGCUCUUUGGGCUGGUGUACAACCCCAACGAGACCUGCUCGCUUAACCUGGUGGACCACGGCAGAGGCUACCUGGGCAUCCUGCUCAGCUGUAUGAUCGCAGAGGUGGCAAUCAUCUGGCUCAGCAUGCGAGGCAGUAUCCUGUACACAGAGCCCCGGGACUCGAUGCAGUAUGUGCUCUAUGUCAGACUAGCUAUCUUGGUGAUCGAGUUUGUGUAUGCUAUUGUGGGCAUCAUUUGGCUAACACAGUACUACACUUCAUGCAAUGAUAUCACUGCGAAGAGUGUCACUUUAGGAAUGGUAGUGUGCAACUGGGUUGUUAUCCUGAGCGUCUGCAUCACUGUCCUGUGCGUCUUUGACCCAACAGGGCGGACCUUUGUCAAGCUGCGUGCCACAAAGCGGAGACAGCGCAAUCUGAGGACAUACAACCUGCGGCAUCGCCUGGAAGAAGGGCAAGCCAGCAGCUGGACACGCCGACUCAAAGUUUUUCUUUGCUGCACACGGACAAAAGACUCCCAGUCGGACGCCUACUCUGAAAUCGCCUACCUUUUUGCUGAGUUUUUCCGAGACCUUGACAUCGUCCCAUCUGACAUCAUUGCAGGCCUGGUUCUUCUGCGUCAACGGCAGCGAGCAAAACGCAAUGCUGUGCUGGAUGAGGCAAACAAUGACAUUUUAGCUUUUCUGUCUGGGAUGCCAGUGACGAGGAACACAAAGUAUCUGGACCUGAAAAAUGCGCAAGAGAUGCAGCGAUAUAAAGAGGUGUGUUACUACAUGCUGUUUGCCCUGGCUGCCUAUGGCUGGCCCAUGUACCUGAUGAGGAAGCCCACAUGUGGACUCUGUCGCCUGGCCAGAUCCUGCUCAUGUUGCUGUCUCUGUCCUUCGCGUCCCCGCUAUGCACCUGGUGUCACCAUUGAGGAGGAUAACUGCUGUGGCUGCAAUGCCAUUGCCAUCCGGCGGCACUUCUUGGAUGAGAAUAUGACCUCAGUGGACAUUGUUUACACUUCUUGUCAUGAUGCGGUUUAUGAAACUCCUUUCUAUGUUGCUGUGGACCAUGAUAAGAAGAAGGUGGUCAUCAGUAUCCGAGGAACUCUGUCUCCAAAAGAUGCCUUGACUGACCUAACUGGGGAUGCAGAACGCCUUCCAGUUGAGGGUCACCAUGGAACGUGGCUGGGACACAAAGGAAUGGUGCUAUCUGCUGAGUACAUCAAGAAGAAAUUGGAACAAGAGAUGGUGCUUUCUCAAGCAUUUGGACGAGACCUGGGCAGAGGGACAAAACACUAUGGCCUGAUUGUGGUUGGUCAUUCUCUAGGGGCUGGCACAGCUGCCAUCCUGUCCUUCCUCUUGCGUCCACAGUACCCAUCACUGAAGUGCUUUGCAUAUUCUCCCCCAGGUGGGCUGCUGAGUGAGGAUGCCAUGGAGUAUUCAAAAGAGUUUGUGACUGCAGUCGUGCUUGGCAAAGAUCUAGUGCCCAGGAUUGGUCUCUCACAGCUAGAGGGGUUUCGCCGGCAGCUACUUGAUGUUCUUCAGAGAAGUAACAAACCAAAGUGGCGAAUCAUUGUGGGUGCUACAAAGUGCAUACCGAAGUCAGAGCUCCCUGAAGAGACGGAAGAAAAUUCAGUAACCAGUAAUCGCCUCUGGACCCAUCCCAGUGAUCUAACUAUUGCCCUGUCUGCAAGCACACCACUCUACCCACCUGGCCGCAUCAUCCAUGUGGUACACAAUCAUCCUGCAGAGCAGUGCUGUUGCUGCGAGCAAGAGGAUCCCACUUACUUUGCUAUCUGGGGUGACAAUAAGGCGUUUAAUGAAGUGAUCAUCUCACCAGCGAUGUUGCAUGAACACCUCCCAUAUGUGGUCAUGGAAGGGCUCAACAAGGUCCUGGAGAAUUACAACAAGGGGAAAACAGCUUUACUUUCUGCAGCCAAAGUAAUGGUGAGUCCUACAGAAGUGGAUCUAACCCCAGAGUUGAUCUUCCAGAGUCAGCCCUUGCCUAGCGGACCCUCAGUACAGAUUGGAACUGGAGCCAUAACAGUGGACAGAAGGAACAGCAGUAUUAAGAGCAAGUCCCAUUCUGAAAUUAGCUUGGAGGGGUUUUAUGAGACAAAGGCACUUUCUCCUGCGCUGAAAGACCCUGUGGAGCUUCUCCUCCUGGAUACAAAGGAACGUCUGUCUGUGGAGCUGCAGGACCGUCGUGCCCCUCUAGCGACCAUGGAGAGCCUCUCUGAUAAUGAAUCCAUCUACAGCUUUGAUUCAAGGCGCUCCUCUGGUUUCCGGAGCAUCCGGGGCUCCCCCAGCCUCCAUGCUGUCAUGGAGAAGGAUGAGACACACUGCUUUUAUAUAGACCCUGUUAUCCCUGAGGAGAACCCCUCCCUCAGCUCGCGGACAGAGCUGCUGGCUGCUGAUAGCCUUUCCAAGCACUCCCAGGAGACUCAGGCCCCAGACACUGUGCUCAACAGUGGUGGUACUACCCCCCAGCGACGCUGCAGUGAGGAGGGAGCCAGCAGUGAGGGGGACCAUGUUUCUUUAGCCCCUCGUGAGGAGCUGUCCCUCCAGAAUGGACGGCUCACUGAUGUUCCCAGUCCCCAAGUACUGGAGUUUGCUGAAUUCAUAGACAGCCUCUUUAAUUUGGAUAGCAAAAGCAGCUCUUUCCAGGACAUCUACUGCAUGAUGGUGUCAGACAGCUCCAGUGACUUUGCAGAGAUGCCCAAGUCUGUCAGUGAUCAGGAGAUCCUGUUAAGGGCACAAUAUGAGCCCAACUUAGUCCCAAAGCCCCCAAGGUUGUUUGCAGGCUCAACAGAUCCUUCAUCGGGCAUCUCUGUCUCACCCUCCUUCCCCCUUAGUUCAUCUGGAGAACUCAUGGACAUCACUCCCACAGGUGUGAGCAGCCAGGAAUGCCUGGCCACUGACAAAAUCCGGACUUCCACCCCCUCUGGGCAUGUAACCAGCCCUGCCAAGCAGGAGGACCUCAUGAUUUCGGCCCUCUAGUGCAGGGGUAAAGGAGUGUGGCUCUGCAAGCUGAUCCCGUAGGCUGAGUGCUGGGAUAAUACUUGGAAGAGCUGGUCUUUGGGCAGUUCAAGUCAGAGGAGACACCUGGAAACAUUCCUUCUGGGAUGCCACAGUGGCAGCACAGUGGUGUCUGGAGGAUGGAUUGUGUUCGGGUCCCAUGCUCUUAUUUGGGAGAAGAAGCAUUGCCUCACAAUGCCUGCUACGCUAAGAGGGUCUAAGUCACUAAAGGUAGAUGCAAGUUCCCUACCUUAGCCUGUCUGGUUUCUAUUAAGGGGCAGAUUCCUUGCCCCAGGGCACCUGCUGAGGUAUGGGAGUGAGAUAUUCUGCUUCAGGGAAUCCUUUGGGGUGAAGGAGUGGAUUCUUUGAAGCUCGAAGGUUGGAUAGACAGAAGCAAGGGGACCAGAUCACCUCCCUGGUACUAUUUGCAAUGGUUUUGGAAAUGAACGGAUUGAGACUUUGGGCCCUAUUGCACUAACAUGUUGGAUCUGGCCCAAGAUCCAAUUCGUCACACUUCCAUGGGGAUUGUUUUUGUAGGACACUCUCCCGUUCUAAAGCCAUUGGGGCUGUAUUCUCCCUAAAUGCAGUCUCCCCUUCCCUGGCCAGGCAAAGCAAGAAUCAGGCUGGCACUGUGUUUUCACUCCCCUGAGUAUUUCUGUGUUCAGUGACCACCAGGCUUCUUCUGAGAGGAAAGCAAAUUGUGUUCUGGAGAGCCAAAGCCCUUUGUCACGUUCCCUCCUUUGCCAGAUGGAGUUCUCCUGGAUGUCACCGUCGUCACUUCAUGGUUCCCUGGACCACUCUGAGCUGGCAGCGUUCCCACAGGACUGACAGGAUUCUCAUCUCAGAGCCGAGUGGAUGGAUCAACUUCAACAUUUAAAAGGCUUGUCAGUACCCAGCAUUAUUUGCCAGGUCCUUGUGGAGCCUGGGAGCCUCUGCUGGACCCUGCUGGGUCCUUACACCACCUGUAUGCAGUAAUCACAGAUCAGUGCCAGCCUCUGUCAUUGAGAGUUCAGGGAAAAGAUGAACUACUUCUAAGUAUUGAAAUCUCUUGUAUGUUUACAGAGCUGCUAAGCUUUUUGGAAGAUAUUUAUUAAGCAAUCAGGAAAGCUUUCCCUAAGCAAAAAGCAUGUUCAUUCUCUCCUUCCUGUUCCAUUCCCUCUGGGGAUUUAGGGGAGAAAGGAUGAGCAGAUGCUGGUAUGAUUGCAAGUCCCCUGUUUUUAAAGUGGGGGUAGGGUGACGGGAGAAACCCUUGGAUCUAAGUGUAGGGGAAGCUGCAUGCAUCUCACAACUGGUCUCCCUUCUCAGCCUCCCCGUUGCAUGACAACACAUUACAUAGCCCAACCAUGUUGCUGGUAAAACUACCUGAGCACUGUUGUGCAGAGCCUCUGUGCCCAGAGUAGCCUAGUAGAGCUGUCAUAUGGCAGGAAUUUUCUGACGAUGGAGGCAGGAGAGAAACUACCUAUCUAGAAAGUUAAACAUACCGUGACCUGCAGAAAUCCUUUAACUGACAAAACACACUCAAAGCUCAGCAGAAUUACCAAUCAGUCUCACAGGAGCUCUGACCUCCCUCAUUGCAAAAGAAAUUCCUGCUUAACUUUAUUGUACCCAUGUUACUGUUCUCCUCCCUCCUCCUUUACUGUGGUAUUUCCAUUGUGGGAGGAUGCUGUGCUUCCCAUGAGCUUAGUCCAGUCAUUCAUGAGUACUACCUGGGAUCUUGUUAUCCAUAGCCUCUAGCUAUGUUCAUCAAGUAGCAGCUAGAAGCCCUGGCCAUGGAUCUGGACUCUGAUGUCAUGGGUGCUGUACAAACAGAGCAAGAGUGGUAUCAUAUACCAUCACAUCAGAACAGUAGCACUUUAUAUCCAUUGUGCAUUGAUGUAAAUGACUUCAGCAGGUGCACAGAAAUGCUGAACUGGACUCUGUGUCCAAGUGCUAAUGUCCCUUGUAACAAUUCAAUGUAGGAUACUGUAUCUUCUGCUCCUUACAAAUUACAGGGCCUCUAGAAGUGCAGGGGCUUUGUCAAAUAGGCAGUUAAAUAUUGUCCCCCUGGUUUAGAUUCAAAAUGCGACCUCUUCUAUAACUUCUUGAAUUGAAGGGAAUAAGCUGCUCUGGAUUCUAAGUACUUUGUAAAAGAAAAUGCAUUUCAUUCUGAGCAACAAAAAGUUACUCUUUUUUUUGUAGGUUCUUCAGAAAAGAGCAGAGUGUUGUAUUCCCCUUGCUGAGAGCUUCUGUGGUUCAGGAACUCAUAUAGAACAGCUGUGUAAGACAUCAGAUCAUCCACUAUUGCAGACACAGGGUAAGGCUGAAUUGCUGCAGAUACCCAAGAAAGACUAAAAAGGUGAUGUCCAGGAAUGCAUACAAUAAGCUGGAUAGUUUUGAGGGAGAGAAGGUAGUUCGGAGACUGAGACUAGCAGGCUAGCUCACCUCCUGAUGCAAGCUGCUGACGUUUUGGUAGAGUGAGGAAAAGGAGUUCAUUUCUGCCUUUAAACAUUGGCAGAAGCUGAGUAGUAAUAACACUUAGUACUUAGGUAGAGCUUUAUAUCUGCAAAGCACUUUACAAACAUUGAUGGAAGAAGCAGCUCAAUCCCUGGCAUUUAAGUAGGAGGAGAUGGCUCUCUCUGAGACUAGGUGGAACUACUGGUGCCCUACACAAGGGAGGUGGGAGUUGACUCAAAGUUAAGGAAGGUGGAUUCCUCCCUGUUAGGAAAGAGUUAUUGUUUCAGUAGUGACCUGAUUAUGUUUAACAGAUUGCACUAUUGCACUAGAAAGUCGCUCCUGAUCUGGGUGUAACUCCAUUAUUUUCUGGCAUACAUGAUCCUGUGCAUGACUGUUUCCCUUCUCUGUGCCAUUGGAACUGUAUGGUGGGGGAAUGCGGCUACCUUGCCCUGACCAGCUGUAUCAGGAAACAAACAGCCUGGCAUGCUGCCUUUUUUGCUUUGUUUGCGCUCUGUGAUUAUUAGCUUUCUUCUGAAAAGCCUGGAAAUGCCUUCUGCUUGUGACCCAGCUCGCCAUAGACCAAGGCAGUAAAGGUGCAAAAGAGGCUGUUUAGUUAAGGUUCUUACUGCAUCAUAUUAUGGGUAAUCACCAUUUUCCACUGUUCUCUCCUGACAAACAGAUCUGUUCCCGGUUGCUGGCCCUCACAGCGUAAAUCCAUGUUCUUUGCAUUUCUGCUCUAAAUGUCUUUCUGUGUGUCUUCAUUUUCAUAAUUUCUGUGCUAUAAGAGCAUUUGCACAGGCUGGUGUUGUAUUCCAUCCUGGAAGAGCAUAUCUGAAAAGUUAAAAAUAAAUGCUAAGACUGUAGCUACCUCUUUCAUUCAUAUUGCAUACUAUUGCCUACUUUCUCUGCUCUUCUUCCACUCUGAUGAGUAGCUGUCUUUGGAAACAUGAAGCUUCUUCAGGUUUCUUAACCACUUGGCUGCCGGUUCCUACCCUCAAGUUGUUAUGCAGCCACUUUGUGCCUUUUAAUGUUUAGAUGUUCCCUUAAUAUUUCAGUGGGAUGUUACACCCCACAGAGGCAAUGCUGGAAGUGCAGUUUGUGGUACCUGACACACUGGACCUCAGCUUAGCAACCAACAGUUCACUCAGUUCAUUAUAUCCUUAUAAUGAACUUAAAUUCGUAUCCUUAAAUUGCAAUUUAGAGCUACUGGUUAAAGGAGUGGAACUGAGGGCACCCAGUUCCUGGAGGGCAGAGACUGGACUUUGUGUACCUUAAAAAUUAAAGCAUAGUAAGUGAAACCCUGUACACUGAUGCAGCUUUGUCAAUGACUCUAGCAGGGUUUUCUCUGUUCUUUCCCCAGCCCUCCAGGUAGGCGGGUUUCACUUAACUGUGUAAGGAUGGGAUGUGGCAUCACAUGGGAGUUGUCAUCACAUGUCUGUUGAUGACAUUCUUAGACUGUAGUGGAAUGUAAUCCUGAAGCCUUGAAACCUUCAAGGCAACAUGGGAGGCCCUUAACUAGGUGCAUGUUUAACUACAUCCAUCAGCUUAGUGAGGAAGGGCCUCUGACCCUUCCCUGAAUGCCCUCACAAGAUGUGAUGGAUUUGUUGUUGCUCUGUUUUUCACAUCUAUAGGCUGCAGUCUAAACAUUUUGAGUAUGUCCAAAGUGGGAGAAAAUAUUCCCACUGAUAAUCUGAUAUCAAGCCCUGAGCAUGUAGUGCUGGCUAACUUUAUUUUUGGUAGCUCUUCUACCUCAAUAAUACUGCUUUUAUUGUUGCUUUAAUUGCAGCAGUGCCAAGCACAUAGACAGGAUCCUGCUGUGCUGUGUGUACAAAUGUAGAACAGAAAGACAUCUCUUCUCCAACACUUAAUGUUCUUCCCUCUCCUCUGUGGAGCUGUCCUAUCCAUUUGGAAAUGUGUUUUCUUCUGAAGUUACCACUCUUUGAUCUUUCUUUAUUUCUCUACUCUCUAUUUCUGUCAUGUAAUCAGGAGCUACCUUAUCUCUCCUCUUGGUUACUCCAUCUUGGGAUGAUGGUGUCUCAGUCCACAUCCUUGGUAGAACCACCUACACAACUAUCCCCCAUAUUCUCAUAAUGACUCAAAACACAGUGGAAUGGGAUUCCUGUCAUUGUCCAUCUUCCCUGGAUUUGUGUCUUGAUUCACUUGAGAGCUGCUGAUUUCUGUGGCGGAUAAGGAUGUCUAGAAAGGUCACAGAGUUGUUAGCACUGAAAGGUUCUUAGGUGCAAGUGUAGUAUCUCUAGGUUUUGCUUCUCUUGUUUCUGGUCAGAAUUUUCCAUGUUUAUUCACAGCUUCUGCAAUUUUUUUUAAAAGAACUUUUUUCAGAAGUGAACAGGAGUUAUAUGAGAUAUUUUGCUCUGUACAGAGGACUGAGACGGCAAAGCUAGUUGUGAGUGUAAAUAUGAAAAUCCACUGACUCCCAUUUCUGUUCUUUUAGGAUAUUAAAUAUGUUACUUUAGGCUACACUAAUGGCUGAAGGUCCCAAAAAGGAAUGGGAUUUAAAGGGAAACUAGGUGUUGCUGUCAAUGAACAAAGGAACAUGAGAAGGAAGAAAAUCAGUGAGCGGUGGGGGGAUGCAUGUUCAGUAUAUGCUCUUUGGAACUUCUGCUGCGGGAGCUGACUUAUUGCCCUGUCUUGGUCGGUGUAUCCUGUCUCUGCCCAAGGAAAUGGAGUAGGGGGGAUCCGUGACAAGCCCAGCAAACUAAAUGGAUGUGGGAUUACUUUUUCUGAUGUCAUCUCCAAAUAAGUUCCCCCCCUGCCCAAUUUCACUGUGUGUUUGUAGUGAGGGGCUAAUUAAGAGGGGUGUUAAGCCUUUUCUCUGCCUUCAGUGAUUUUGUUUCUUUAUUGAGUCUUUCUGAUUUGUCCCUGCUCUAGAUACAUAUUGUCCCACUCUCUGUGAAGCUUUUCCAUGGUUUUGUCUACUGCUGCUUCCCAUUUUUAAAUUCAUUUUAAUCCUUGCUGUGUCCUGCUUUCAGACUUGGUGAUGAGAACUGUACAUGUUUGUGAGCAUCUUGUUGAUUUGUAAAAAUGGCCUCUUGUAGUAUAUUCUUCAUGCAUUUGGAUGUUUUCUCUCUCUCUCUUUUUUGUUUUUUUUGUUUUUUUUUGUUUUUUAAAUCUGCAGGUGGACAAAGACCAAUGUUUUCAUUGAACUGCCCACACAGCUACCCAGUUUAGUUUAGAGCUUAGGGUAUAUGAGUGAUCAGAAUUAUUCCUUAAAAUGGCCAUGUGUUGAUCAUUGCUGAAAUGUAUUUGUUGAUGUGUUUGCAAUUUGCCUUUUGCAGCUAUAUCCCUUCAGAGAAGCCUGGAAGUAGCUUCAGUCUUAGUUGAAAAUACAUGUUUUUGUCACCUGCCAGUGUAUUGACAUAUCCUUAUACUUGCCCCCUUUCCUAGAAUAUCUAUCACAUCUUUCUGGGAGCAAAACAGGGUAUGUAUUACCUGACCUAUGCAAAAUGUGCCUGGUUUCCUCUGCAGGUUUUACAAGCUGAACAGAUGUGUUUCUAGAUAUUGUGAAAUUCAUUGAGGUGUCUUAAAAUUUAACUGCUCAGUUACAAGCUGCCUCCCUGUUUCUGCUGAUGAAUGGAUGUCAUAUGCACACAUAAGUAUUGCAUAUACUUAUAAAUACUGCCUGCUAUAUUUAAAUCCCAACAUGACCAUGACACUGGAAGGCAUUCUAGCCUACUCUGUUUAAUUUCCAUGGUCAACAGAAGCACUUCUGUAUCUGCCUUGGAAAUCAGCUGGGCUGGAGGUCUGCUAGAUACUGAGUGUUCACUGUGUGAUUAUGCAUACCCACAGCUUGGAUAUUCUCCUCUCUUGGCAGUAUGAGAACAUUCUGUCUGCAGCAGCUUUUCUCAGUUUGCAGCAAGGUUAGCAGUAGCACUCAAUCUCCCCUUUUUUAGGGAUGAUGGUUGUAACUAGUGCCUGCAGAACACAUUAAACCAUAUAUGCCAGUCACUUGCUGAUAAAGUGGCUUGUAAGUCUUUAAAUACAAUGCAGAAAUACUGGCAGAUAUUUAAAGUAACCUUUAGCCCUCAACAAGCCUAGCAGCUUUUCUGUUUGCUUAAAAGCUCCUUCAGCUUUUUUCAUAUCUGUAGCAUUACAUUUAACGUCUCUCUGCUCAGACAAGCGAAAUCUGAGAUUCGUUUCGCUGAAGAUCCUUCCAUGCUGUCAUAUGUUUGUUAUCCCCCUUGUGUUUAAAUUAUCCCCAACUGAAGCUGGAUUUUUGCUGAGAGCUGUUAUAUAAUUAUGCUGCUGCCAACACACUCUUACAGAGCUGUGAUCCUCUUUCUAGUCAGAAAAGCAUAGGGUGAGUAAAUAUUUGUUGGCUAAAUGCUCCCUUGUUAGAGUUCUAUAGCAACAGAAGUAAUGAGUUACAAAAGUAAAGGGAAGUGAGAGGAAAAUGGUUCAAAUAUCUAAUGUAUUGAACCUGAAAGCUCAAUGUGAAAUCCCAAGAUAGACUUAACAGGAAUGGCUGUUGCUCCUAUUAGCUUUGGGCAACAGUGCACAAAAUGGAAAAGGACACAUACAGUCUAAAACUCCCGUCGGGUCCUUUUCCCAACAGAUGAAAGGUCAACUUCUUCCCUGCUUGCAGUGUACAUGGUACCUCUUUAACCUGCCUAAAGAAAGAGAGGGUUGGAAAUUAAGCAGUUGUUUUUUAGACUGCUCUGCCGAAUACUCUGAGAGAACUUACUGCUUUGAAGCAUUUGAAAGCAGUGGUUCACCCGGGCUUGUUGCACAUCCUUCUCAGAGGCUGUUCAGUACUGAACUGAAAAGCUGAAUUUAGGGGAGAACUACAUCUCUUGUGCCAAAGUUCCCUCCUAUGGUGCUCCUUCAUGGAUGAGGCUGUGUUUCCUGUUGCAGGCAGGGAGUGCAUCCUGCUGGGAUGCACUGGGAAACACUGCCCUUUCUUUGCAGAUGGGAAGAGUGAGAGUGAGAGAGAAGCUGAAACUGAGAGACAGGACUUAGUCUGGGGGUUCAUUGCUCUCCAGUAAGGUAGUCAUACAGCUAUUAUGGGAGAAGUAUGAGAGGUGUUGUGAAAUGGAUUGUAUCAAUAUUAAUUUAUGUCCUUCCCCUCCUUGCCAACUCCUGAAUGGGCUGUGUGCUUGCUCUGUUCCCUUCAAGUGAGAAGCCAGUGCCCCUUGUAGUGAGAUGUUGCAGGUUGGAUGGCAUGGAUCAGCCCCUGGGGCCCGCAGUUGGUUUGCUUCGAAGUUUUACAUUCCGUCCCUGAGAGUCAGGGCUGCCUUCACUGCCAAGGUGGGUGGGUAUCAUAUCUGUGGUGGAUGGAGCUGGAAACCUAAACGCUGCUGAUUUGCAAACUCUGUGUCAUUAGAACUGAGAAGUAUUUUAGGAAGGAGAUUCUUUGUUGUAUAACAAUAACCCAUGGUGUGGAGGGUGGUAUGUUCUGCGUGGCAGCAAGACUGUUGGCUUCCUUAUGUGAGAAAAAUAUUGCAAACUGCCAAGCUUCUGUUGCACUUUCUUCUUUACCAUCUCCCCACUGUAUCUGCACCCUGUGGUUCUGUUAGAGCUGUUACACCCUGUGCACAAAGCACAGGAGAAUGUUGCCAUUCUAAACUCUGGCUAUUAGUGGACAUACACAUUGAAAACUUGAAACAAUUGGAGAGCAGUUUCUCAUUGUGCCAUAGGAAGUGGCAGUCCUAAACAGCAAGAGGAAGUGUACACACUUGCCUUGAAGGACUUUGCUGUCUCCGUUACUGAUUUUUUUUUUCUUUUUUGCUAAUUUUCUUGAGUUCAUAUGUGUUGUGCCUUUGUUUUCCAUUGGCUUGAGGUGCAAGCCUUCUGUUUGGGAUCAUGCAUAUACUAGCUUCCUUUCCCACUUCUGCACAUUUUUUUUUUCCUCUGGAGUGUGGAUGCAAGGAGAUGAGGUUUGGCCAGGGACUGGUUCAGAGUUGUUCUUACUAUCAGUACCUCUUUUUCUGCCUCAGUUAGGCUUUGCCAGAUUUCCCUGCUAUCCCCUGCUCCUUCAGAUUAUCUCAAAGUGCCAAUAGCAAAGUCUGACCCGAGGCAGGCUGCUGCUUCAUACCCAUACCACAGUUACCCAGCCGUCCCUCUCCAAUCUCGAACCUUGUCUUGCUAAGGCGAGUUUUAUGCGCAGUAGGAAAGAAAGACUCUCCCAUCAUUUCUUACCUGUGGUGUAUGUGACCUCAGUCAGUGUUUAACAGGUCUAUUCAUGAGUAAAACUCCCCUUCUUCAAGAUCUGACCCUGUUUGUGCAAGAACUUGUGCUGAAAGGGGCUUCUUCUAUUCUAAACUGUUCCCUGCAGUUUUGGUAUAAUGACGGUUCUCAGAUUGGCUCUAGAAUAGCUUCCAAUGGUAAGCUCUCUUAUUAGGGAGUUGGGCAUUUCUGCUGUUGUCAUUGCUGUGUUUGAGACUCCUGUUGACUCCACCAUGUCAUCCCUUGCUCUGUUUCUCACCUGCUGAAGUAUUCCACCCACGCUUCACAUCCAUAUGAUAAGGGGACCUCUAUUUGGCUACUUACUUAUUUCUGUAAAAUCAUUAAACACAGAUCAGCACAAAAAUGAGCCUCCAUUUUUGGUUUUAUUGGGACUCCACUGCCCUGCUUUCUGUCACAGGCUUUGUGCAGUUCUGAUGGCUCAGAGUCAGAGGAAUGUGAUAUGUGUGGCAGUACUGAGAUGAGGAGGGAGCAAUCCAAAGCAGCAUGUGCAUUGCUCAGCACUCAGACUUGUUUAGUGGCACUUGCCUGUACGGUGUGUCCUGUCUUAACACAUUACUUUGGGGGGUGUUGUGCCUAUAAAAAUGAUCUCAUCAUUGUGUGUUUGCUAGGCCACUAUCACACACCUCCUUGAGUCUUGGCUCCUUUAUCAGCAUAUCCACAGUGUCCACUGACAGCCACUGUGUGGUGGGGAAGUGGCAUCAUCUACCACUUCGCCUUUCCAGCUUUCCCUCCACAAACGCUGCAACUGACAGCAGAGAUGAUGUCCAGGGAAUAGUCCCAAGUUCCUGUCCUACUGAAACUUCAUUACUAAUGUCAAUGCAGAAAUUAUUGGUGAUGAGUUGCACCUCACCAUCUGCGUGCAUGGGGCAGCAGGAGAGGAGCACUCUGCACUUUAAGACCCUUUCCGUUAGCUCAGCUGUCUGCUCUUGUGCCCUGCCAUGACAGCCCGCAGUCUGGCCUCUUCUUCCAUAUGGCUGUGCAUGAGCAGAGACAGUAAGACUGGAGAAGCUAGGCAGAAGCUACUUUUCUCUCAUUUUUUGUGUUCCUUAGUGCCAGCUCUGUUUAUUGGAGCCCAGCUGGAUGACCUCCAUGCUACAGUGUCCCAGCUGUAUUUUGAUGGGGGGCUCCACCAAGCAAUGCCGUAGAAGAGCUCCCUUGCCUCCCACACCUUUCUUUAUCAGCGGACAGCAAUGCCUCCAUAGAAAAGCCGUUUUGCCUGCUUCUGUCACCUAUCUCACAUCACAUGCUGGAGCAACUCAAACUAGGGUAGCUGUGAAAUUAACUCUUUCACCCCAACUGUCUCUUUAUAACUAAAGCCUUUUGCACUUACGGGAAAAAAUGGUUCUAGGGAGCUCUGAGCUGCUCUGGCUGCCUCUCACAGGGCUUAGAGCACUUUCAUAUGCAAUCAGUGGGGAAGCAACACAGCCUCUGUUCCCAUGCUCAAGGUCACUGCCCUUCCGAGGAAUGCUGCCCUCUGGAUCCCUGCUCCAAGCUGCCCCAGCAUGAAGACUACAAGGAAACUCAAGCACUCUUCAUGUGCCAUUCUCAUGUGACUUUUUGUACCUAUGUAUGAAAGAUCUGAACUAAUAUUGCUGUAAAGAAAGAUACAGAUUAAUAUAGCAUAUUAUAUAAAGAUAUAUGUAUAUAAA
Dromaius novaehollandiae (emu) is the source of this 13712-nucleotide messenger RNA. RefSeq names its product diacylglycerol lipase alpha (gene DAGLA). The transcript has 20 exons. Gene Ontology annotation, cellular component: cytoplasm; postsynaptic membrane; dendrite membrane. The coding region runs from base 313 to 3408 and encodes 1031 amino acids. Gene Ontology annotation, biological process: arachidonate metabolic process; retrograde trans-synaptic signaling by endocannabinoid; diacylglycerol catabolic process. The record is from RefSeq and is a predicted model, not a curated record. Lineage: Eukaryota; Metazoa; Chordata; Aves; Casuariiformes; Dromaiidae. Gene Ontology annotation, molecular function: lipoprotein lipase activity.